AUGGCGCGACUUCGUGAGCUAUUCUGGUGGCCACGGAUGGACAAGCAAGCUGAAUCUGCCGUGAAAAACUGUCACAUCUGCCUGGAGGCAGAUAAGUCUGCCAAAACAUUGCCAGCGCCAUUGCAGCCUAUUGAAUGGCCCGAAAGGCCAUGGCAGAAACUGGGCCUAGACAUUGUUGGCCCAUUGGAACAUGCAUCUCACAAUAGCCAAUUUGCUAUAACACUGGUCGAUUAUCAUUCCAAAUGGCCAGAGAUAUCUUUCUGCAGCGAAGUGGCCACAAGCACCGUGAAAGACUUCUUAACCAGUGUUUUUGCCCGUGAAGGAUACCCGGAAGAGAUUGUUUGCGACAAUGGGCCGCAGUUCGCUUCACGUGAAUUUGUAACCUUUCUUCAAAACCGAGCCAUCAAGCUGUCUCAUUCGUCUGUAUAUUACCCCCAGGCGAAUGGGCAAGUCGAGAGGUUCAAUCGAACUCUGAAGAACUUCAUCCAGGUUUCACUCCUCGAAAGGAGACCUGUCCGACAAGCAGUUACGGACUACCUCUCUAUUUACCGCUGUACUCCACAGGCUACCACUGUAGUUGCCCCAGAAGUUCUGCUGCAUGGGCGAAUGCCCCGAACCAGAUUGGAUGUUGUGGGGUUUUCGGCACCAGCGUUUGCAAAAGACCCAGCAAAGGAACUGGCGCGACUGCGCCAAAGGGUCCGGCUUCAACAGCAAAGCAGUAAGGAGUACACGGACCGCAGGAGAGCUGCUAAGCAGCCAAAGAUAGCUGUGGGUGAUUUCGUUCGUAUCAAGAAGCCUUCCGUUCGCUUCAAGGGGGAUCGCUCCUUUUCCUCGCCAACUGAGGUGUUGGGGAGGAGGGGACCUGCCUCUUUCCGACUUGCAGACGGCCGCACAUGGAACGCCUCCAAGCUUUCCCGGGUUCCUGAGAGGGGCACGAGUCCACCAUACCAACGUUCGGAGCUACCUGCGCCACAGCUUCCGGUUCAAGUGCCGCAGCCUGCCCUGCCGCCGCCGCCUUCUCCCGAGUCGAUGCCACCGCCUCCUGGCGUACUGCAGUCUGCCGUACCGCAGUCACCUGCUCCUGAUCCGCAGCUGCCUGUACCGAAGCCUGCCAUGCUGCAGCCGCCUUCUCCUGGGCCACAAUCGCGGUCUCCUGGCGUACUACAGAGCUCUACAAGCUCAUUACCAUCUCCGGCCGUGCAGCAUCCCCAUCGGCCGUCCCGAGAGCACCGGCCACCGGUCUGGCUCAAGGACUAUCAGACCCACUAG
This is a messenger RNA of Rhipicephalus microplus (southern cattle tick), 1269 nucleotides long. RefSeq lists its product as uncharacterized. Lineage: Eukaryota; Metazoa; Arthropoda; Arachnida; Ixodida; Ixodidae. The record is from RefSeq and is a predicted model, not a curated record.